Molecule: messenger RNA, 3953 nt
Organism: Dipodomys ordii (Ord's kangaroo rat)
Lineage: Eukaryota; Metazoa; Chordata; Mammalia; Rodentia; Heteromyidae
Gene: Mocos
Product: molybdenum cofactor sulfurase
Exons: 15
Coding region: 1-2640 (879 amino acids)
Biological process (GO): Mo-molybdopterin cofactor biosynthetic process
Molecular function (GO): molybdenum ion binding; molybdenum cofactor sulfurtransferase activity; pyridoxal phosphate binding
Source: RefSeq, a predicted model, not a curated record
AUGGCUGGCCCCGCGGCAGAUCCCGAGGCCCAGCUGCUGUCUUUCCAGCGGUUCCGAGCCUUGAGCAAGCCGCGCCUCGCCUACGGCUACGGCUCGCGCAGCCUGAGCCAGCUGCGGGAGAGGGAGUUCGGUCGGCUGGCAGGAACUGUUUACCUUGAUCAUGCCGGAGCCACCUUGUUCCCCCAGAGCCAGCUCACAAGCUUCACUAAGGAUCUCAUGGAAAAUGUUUAUGGGAACCCUCACAGUCAGAACAUCACCAGCAAGCUGACCUAUGACACUGUGGAGCAGGUGCGCUACAGGAUCCUAGCGCAUUUCCACACCACCCUGGAUGACUACAGCGUGAUCUUCACCUCCGGGAGCACGGCUGCCCUCAAGCUGGUGGCAGAGUCCUUUCCCUGGGUUUCUUGCCCAGGGAACAGCGGGAGUAGGUUCUGCUAUCUCACAGACAAUCAUACCUCAGUGGUGGGUAUGAGGAAGAUACUUGCAGCCAGGGGUAUCACUUCUACUCCGGUCAGGCCAGAGGACCUGCGCUUGGUGGAGGAAAGAGAUGAAAUGGGCAGCCACCCCAGCUGCCAGCCCUCACAUCUCUUCUGUUACCCAGCUCAGAGUAACUUUUCAGGAUCCAAAUACCCACUGUCCUGGAUAGAGGACAUCAAAUGUGGGCGGAUGAGUCCUGUGAACUUGCCUGGGAAGUGGUUCGUGCUGUUGGAUGCAGCCUCUUAUGCGAGCACCUCGCCUUUGGACCUGUCCACUCACCAGGCAGACUUUGUUCCUAUCUCCUUUUAUAAGAUCUUUGGGUUUCCUACUGGCCUGGGUGCUCUGCUGGUCAAUAAUCGUGUGGCUCCUCUACUGAAGAAAGGCUACUUCGGAGGAGGGACCGCCGCUGCCUACCUUGCAGGAUCAGAUUUCUACGUGCCAAGGUCAUCGGUGUCUGAAAGGUUUGAAGACGGAACCAUCUCGUUCCUUGAUGUGGUAGCAUUAAAACAUGGAUUUGACAUCCUAGAGCACCUUACAGGUGGCAUGGAGAAUAUAAAACAGCACACCUUCACGCUGGCCCAGUACACCUAUGCCAUGUUAUCCUCCCUUCACUACCACAACGGAGCUCCUGUGGUUCGAAUCUACAGUGACUCUGAGUUCAGCAGCCCUGAUGUUCAGGGCCCCAUCAUUAACUUUAAUGUACUGGAUGACAAGGGAUUCAUCAUCGGCUAUUCCCAGGUGGAUAAAAUGGCCAGCCUCUACAACAUCCACCUGCGAACUGGUUGCUUCUGUAACACGGGGGCCUGCCAGCGGCACCUGGGGUUAAGUGACAACAUGAUCAAGAAAUAUUUCGAGGCUGGGCAUGUCUGUGGUGACCACAUUGACCUCAUAGAUGGACAGCCUACGGGUUCUGUGAGGAUUUCCUUUGGAUACAUGUCCACUGUGGAGGAUGCUGAGGCCUUUCUCAAGUUCAUCAAAGCCAUCUCCCUUCACUCCUCAGGUGGACAGUCUGUUUCCAAGGCCAGAACUGGAGAGCCUGGAGCCAAAUCAACAGAGGACAAGGCCCAGGAUGAGCAUGCCAUUACCAACAGUCGCUGUCUCUCACCUGAGGAAGACGACCACGCAGACUCCAGGAGUUGGAACAACUCACACCCUUUGCACCCACCUCUGAGGGAAGCCUCCAGCACCUGGCAGUCCCCUGUGGAGGAACCUGAAGGUGGCCUGAAUAGGGACCCUGAGCUACCUGUUGUCACCAAAAUUUGCCUUUACCCUAUCAAAUCCUGUGCUGCAUUUGAGGUGACCAAGUGGCCUGUAGGAAACCAAGGGCUGCUGUACGAUCGGAGCUGGAUGAUUGUGAACCACAAUGGGGUUUGCCUGAAUCAGAAGCAGGAGCCACGGCUCUGCCUGAUCCGGCCUUCCAUUGACUUGCAGGAGGGGCGCAUGGUCAUCAAAGCCGAAGGGAUGGAGCCUAUAGAAGUGCCUCUUGAGGAAGCCAGUGGACGGGCUCAGAUUUACCAAAGCAAAGUGUGUGCAGACAGGGUAAAUACUUUUGACUGUGGAGAAGAAAUUUCAAAAUGGUUGUCCAAGUUUUUUGGCCGUCCAUGUCAUUUAAUCAGACAGAGUUCAAACUUCCAACGAAAUGCCAAGAAGAAACAUGGGAAAGAUCAGCUGUCCAGCACUACUGCCUCCCUUUCUCUGGUGAAUGAGGCCCAGUAUCUACUGAUAAAUACAUCAAGUGUUAUGGAACUUCAGAAGCAAUUAAACACCAGUGAUGAGAAUGGAAAGAAAGAAUUCACCAUGGAAGAUCUCAACUCACGUUUCCGGGCCAAUAUUAUCAUGAAUGGAACAAGGGCGUUUGAAGAAGAGAGAUGGGACGAAGUUUCAAUUGGCUCUUUGCAUUUCCAGGUGGUGGGGCCUUGUCACAGAUGCCAGAUGAUUUGCAUUGACCAAAACACUGGGCAGCGAAACCAAGAUGUUUUCCAAAAACUUUCAGAGAGUCGAGAGAGAAAGGUUAACUUUGGCGUGUACCUGAUGCAUACGUCUUUUGAGUCCUCGGCUCCACGUUUCCUGUCUGUGGGAUCUCAGGUGCUCCCUGUGGUGAAGGAGGACGAAGAAAGCCAAAGUUCACCUGCUGCCCAGAGACACCAGGGCCAUACCUCCUAAAGUGUUUGCUACAUGCGCUCAACUUGCUCCUUCACAAUGAUUGCUACUAUUGUUGAGAUCCGCAGCUUGAUUCAGUACUUUUUCUUGGGUGGGAGCACAUGCUGCACCUGUGCCCUCAGACUUUUCACUCUGCACAUAUGCCAGAACAUGCUAAGAAAAAGUGCUCCUGAGGCCUCCCGACUGAAGGCUUAUGCUCACGCCUUGUGGAGCUGCCAUAUGAAUUUGAAGAAUGAUCCGUUAUAGUCAGGUGAUGUUUAUAGACAGGCUCAUGGGGACUGUUAACCAACUCUAAGUCCCUCAGCUGUCGCUUUCUUAGAAUCUUUAUGCUCUCAUCGACUUCUCUGUGCUGAGGAAUGGGGCCUCAGCCACUUCUGUUGAAAGUAGAAGUGGAUGGGGGUCUGCUCAGAGGCUCAGAGGGAGAUUUCACCACAUUCCUCAGAUAUUUAUGUUUUGAGUAGAGGCACAAGGUAAUAAUCUCUUCUCAUUUUUCUUCCUCGCUGGAGCCACCAAUCUUGUUGCCUUCUGAGUUGACACAUGAGAAAGUUACAAUCAGUGUCAGGUAAUAUAAGCAGUGUUCUCAUAGAGCUUAUGGGAUAGAAUUGGUCCCUCUACACAAAAACAUCCAAAUCCUAGUCCAGAGACAAGUGUGAAGUUCAAGGACACCAUCUGUACCACUACUGACCAAUGCUUUAAUUGAAUAUGUCCAGGGAGUAUCAGACAGCUUACUCGGGAUUGUGGUGAUACUGAGGUCCCAAAAGUUCUUUCUGUGACUCCAAUGCUGUCAUGUGGAACAAUGUAGAGAACGCAUGUCACUUCUGCUAUUGCUCUGCCAGUGUCCUUCCGAAGCUUGCUCAUGUGUGGACAAAGUGUAUGAACCCUACCUUCUUUAGUACCAUCUGCCUGGACUAUUUGUCCAAUCUCUUCUCUUCUCCAAGAUCUAGCUCCCCACCGUCCGCAGCACUUCUUAAGCCAGUGCCACUGUCACUGGGCUGUUCAGUUGUUCAAUGUGCAGGCUCAGGCUUCCUUGUCCUUAUUCAGAGCCCAUGGAUUCAGACAACUUGUUGCACCAUUGCAUCUAUGGGAGGCUGUGCUGCUGCCUGCAGAACAUAGGAUAGGACCCACGAGGCUUGCUCUGUCCCCCAGGGCUGUUGAGAUAGAGCCUGGUCCUUGUGCCCUCUUCUGGCAUGCAGAAUGAAGGGUAAGAAGUGCACCUCUGAUUCUGUGCUUCCUGAGGUCAAUUAAAGAGGUGGUAAAUGGGGCUGGGAAGUUGGCUCAGUGGUAGAGCGCUUGCCUUGCAUGCCUGAGGCCCUAGG